UUAUGGUGCAUUCAUUAUGUAGAGAAGUUGAUCACUCCAUUAAUCUUCUUCAAUUAUUAGUUUGUUUUGAAUUACAAAUAUUUUGGAUAUGUGAUUAUUAAGCAAUUGAAGUAGGAAAAAUGAACGUUUAAACUAAGACUAUGUACACUUCAUUAUUUCGUAAUUUUAUAGUGUGAAGAUGCUAGAAUUGCAUGAUAGAGCUAGAUGAUUAUUCUAAAAUAAAGAAGAAACAUAAUCUGAUGUGAAGAGUAGAAAAUUUGCAUACUUUUGUACAGUUCUGCUAGAUUACAAACGGGUUCAGAAAGGCUUGAUUUUCUCGAUCAGCUAUUAAAGAAAGUACCCUAGAGGGUGUCAUGGGGAUGAGCAAAACUGAAGUGAAUUUGAAGAGGUUACUUGUAACUGCACCACAACAGCAAAAUCAAGCAAAGCUUAUACAUGUAUGCACAGUAUGUUGCCACUUUGAGGGAACUACUGGAGCAGUUGGCUGAAGAGAGGAAUCCUGAUGGAUUACCAAGGAUUUCAAAAGCCAAGGUGAAUGAAUAUGCUGAGAACAUUGAGGCUGUUGCUGCCAAGUUAGCUGUGCCCACGUCUGAUGUGCAUACACCCAAGGAACCUGAGGGUGAGAUUUCCAGCAGUGGAACUCCUAAAGCAGAAGGAAGUGUGAAUUCUGCUUCUGAAGGAUUGAGAAGAAGAUUUGGGUACUUGCAUGGGGUCCAUUCAAACAAUGAGGAGAAAUCCCGAGAUACCAUUGAUUCUGAUCAAUCAUCAGCUGCAGUUAAACUGGAUGAUGCUGCACGGACACAUAUUGAGAAGCACAGGAAACUUCAGGAGGAUUUGACUGAUGAAAUGGUUGUUUUGGCACGGCAGCUCAAAGAGAGCAGUCUCAUGAUGAAUCAAUCCAUCAAAAACACCGAGAAAAUACUUGAUUCAACUGAGAAAGCAGUUGAGCAUAGCCUGGCAAGCACAGGGCAUGCAACUUCCAGAGCAAUGGAUGUGUAUUCGCGAAGUUUCAAGACAACAUGCUUCCAGUGGCUUUUGAUCUUUGUCAUGACAUUAGUCUUUGUCAUGGUUGUAUUACUUAUUCGAGUGACUUAGCGGCCAACCCUUUUUGUAACUGAAGAUAUAAUAGAACUCUUGCCUUUUCCCUAUCUUUGUAUAGUACUAGAAGAUAAUUCAUUUGUAAGGGACAUGUUCAGAGGAUAAACAAUUCUAUAGAUGCUGAAAGAGAAAUGCAUAACUUCUGCAUUACUUUCCCUUACUUGGUCUGUUUAGGCAAGCGGUUGGGAGGCCAAAAACAUUUUAUUUUUUUCUUAGAAAAAAAUACUCUCUUCUUUUUUGUUCUCUGAGAAAUGAGGUGUAAAAUUGUUUUUAAAUAGAAGCAGAAACAGUUUUGUGCGGAGC
This is a messenger RNA of Solanum verrucosum, 1401 nucleotides long. RefSeq lists its product as uncharacterized. The transcript is spliced from 7 exons. The coding region runs from base 436 to 1095 and encodes 219 amino acids. Gene Ontology annotation, molecular function: SNAP receptor activity. NCBI's taxonomy places the organism in Eukaryota, Viridiplantae, Streptophyta, Magnoliopsida, Solanales, Solanaceae. Gene Ontology annotation, biological process: retrograde vesicle-mediated transport, Golgi to endoplasmic reticulum. Gene Ontology annotation, cellular component: SNARE complex; endoplasmic reticulum. The record is from RefSeq and is a predicted model, not a curated record.